Aureobasidium namibiae CBS 147.97 is the source of this 1647-nucleotide messenger RNA. Its product is annotated as putative sugar transporter. Lineage: Eukaryota; Fungi; Ascomycota; Dothideomycetes; Dothideales; Saccotheciaceae. Gene Ontology annotation, cellular component: membrane. The coding region runs from base 1 to 1647 and encodes 548 amino acids. Gene Ontology annotation, molecular function: carbohydrate:proton symporter activity. The transcript is spliced from 5 exons. Gene Ontology annotation, biological process: transmembrane transport; carbohydrate transport. The record is from RefSeq and is a predicted model, not a curated record.
AUGUCUGCUUCUCUGCGCGAGCGACGUGGUUCUGGAUCGACUUCAUCUGAACCAGAUGCAAACCUCGUCCUACAUAGAGCCCAAGCAGCACUUGAAGAAGAACACUCGAUGACAGUAUGGUCGGCUGUAAAGUCAUAUCCGAAAGCCAUAGGUUGGUCUAUUCUGGCUUCGACGUGUAUCAUCAUGGAAGGUUAUGAUUUAGUGGUUAUCUUCAGCUUCUUUGCCUUUCCAGCUUUCACCAAAAAGUAUGGUCAACUCACUGCGAAUGGAACUUAUGAGGUCCCCGCAGCCUGGCAAACAGGUCUGACCAACGGCACUUGUAUUGGAGAGAUGAUAGGUCUCUUCUUGACAGGUAUUUUUGCAGACAAGUAUGGACAGCGAUGGACCAUCAUUGGUGCUCUAGCUCUUGUUUCAUGCUUUAUCUUUAUCACCUUCUUUUCUCCUAACAUCCAUGUCCUUCUGGUCGGCCAGAUACUCUGCGGUAUACCUUGGGGUGUCUUCCAGACUAUCACGCCUGCUUAUGCAGCCGAUGUGGUUCCCAUGGACUUGAGACCAUACCUUACUUCUUACGUGAAUCUUUGUUGGGUCAUGGGCCAGAUAAUUGGCUCAGGUGUACUACGAGCGCUUGUCGACCGAACGGAUCAAUGGGGAUACAGGAUUCCAUACGCCCUGCAGUGGAUUUGGCCAGUACCACUUGCAAUCGCCAUGUUCCUGGCGCCAGAAAGUCCCUGGUGGCUUGUGAGACAAGGUCGCGUCGAGGAUGCGGAAAGAUCACUCAACCGGCUGAUGAGCAGAAAAGGUCGAAACACGUUCGACAGCCAAAAAGCAGUGGCAGCCAUCAUACACACCAACGAAAUGGAGAAGCAAGUCACGAAAGGCACAUCAUAUAUGGACUGCUUCAAGGGCAUUGAGCUGCGGCGUACAGAGAUCUGCAUGAUGGUUUGGAUGAUCCAGAUUCUUUGUGGCGGAGGCAUCAUGGCAUUCUCGUCAUACUUUUUCGAACGCGCUGGGCUGGACACGGCUUACUCAUUCGACCUCAGCAUGGCACAAUAUGGACUGGGUGCUGUAGGAGUUUUCAUCGCCUGGGCAUUGAUACCCUGGGUCGGACGGCGGACGCUAUUCAUCGUCGGACAGAUCAUGAUGAUGGUUCUCCUGCUCAUCAUUGGAUUUAUCGGAGUCGGGCCCAAGAGCCAGCCAUCGUCAUGGGCGGUUGGAGCAUUGCUUCUGGUCUACGUCUUCGUCUACGACAUCACAGUCGGACCACUAACCUACUCAUUCGUGUCGGAAAUCUCGUCGACCAGACUACGGCAAAAGACGAUGGUACUGGCGCGAAACGCAUAUCUGGUGGCGAACAUUGUCAACAAUGUACUGACACCUCAUAUGUUGAACCCUACAGCAUGGAAUUGGGGGCCGAAGACAGGACUUUUCUGGGCAGGUGUUUGCUUUCUGACGAUUGUUUGGGCAUACUACCGGCUACCUGAGCCCAAAGGGCGUACAUGUGCAGAGCUGGAUGAUUUGUUUGAGCGUAAGAUCCCAGCUCGGCAAUUUGCUCGCACGGUAGCCAAUCCCUUUGACAACGGACGGCGGGGUGGCUCAGUGGAUGCAGCACUAAGAGAGCAAGAGUCGCGGAAAACACAAGGAGAUUGA